Molecule: messenger RNA, 4501 nt
Organism: Lytechinus pictus (painted urchin)
Lineage: Eukaryota; Metazoa; Echinodermata; Echinoidea; Temnopleuroida; Toxopneustidae
Product: dnaJ homolog subfamily C member 27-like
Exons: 7
Coding region: 240-1043 (267 amino acids)
Biological process (GO): vesicle-mediated transport
Cellular component (GO): trans-Golgi network; Golgi cisterna
Molecular function (GO): GTPase activity; GTP binding
Source: RefSeq, a predicted model, not a curated record
ACUGCCAGAACCGUGGUCGAGAGUCGAGAGUGGAGUGGAGUGGUACUGGUACAUGUCUCGAUCGUCAUCUUGAAACGCUCGCAAUUUAUCGCCAAUGGCAAUAUGAGACGCCAAAACGUCAGUUCGUGCGAUUUGAUGGAGAAAGUAAAUGUAGACUAGGCCUACUUCAACUAUAUAGGUGUUCCAUGAUCUGAUUGAUUUUUCUUUUACAAAGAAAGAGGACAACUGCUUUCGCUGACAUGGAAAAGAAGGGUUCUAAACGCGCCAUUAGAGUAAAAAUCAUCAGCAUGGGGAACGCAGAAACAGGAAAGAGUUGCAUCAUCAAAAGAUACUGUGAGAAAAGGUUUGUGAGCAAGUACUUGGCCACUAUUGGAAUUGAUUACGGUGUCACAAAAGUGACUGUAAAAGAGAGAGAUCUGAAAGUGAAUAUCUUUGACAUGGCUGGACAUCCUAUAUUUUACGAGGUUAGAAAUGAGUUUUAUAAGGACACACAGGGUGCUCUACUGGUUUAUGAUGUUGCAUCCAGGUCAAGUUUUGAAGCUUUAGAUUCCUGGCUGGCUGAGAUGAAGAGAGAGAUGGCUGACUUGACUGAGAUGGAAAGGGUUGUCUUCUGUGUCUGUGCAAACAAGACUGAUAAGAGUAUGCAACGUGUUGUUGAUGAGACCGAAGGAAGACUAUGGGCAGACAGUAAGGGUUUCCGUUACUUUGAGACAUCAGCACUCACAGGGGAUGGAGUCUCAGAGAUGUUCACCGCUCUAUACCAGGGGCUUCUGACAGCAUUUGAGAAUGGAGGUCGAGCAGAACGUAUCACGACCACUUUAGGUUACACCAAAGAGCAAGUUGAGGCAAUACAGAGGCUGAAGACAAGCAAAAAUAAUUUUGAGAGGCUGGGAUUGCCCCAUAAUGCAUCAAAGGAUGAUGUGAACAGAGCUUACAGGAGAUUGGCUAUACUGCUUCACCCUGAUAAGAAUGUAGCACCAGGAAGUGAGGAAGCUUUCAAGAUCCUAGUAGCUGCCAGAACAGAUCUUCUCAAACACAGAUAGUCAUCAUUUAACCAAAAAAGACUCAGAUUACUUAUUGCGGUUUUCAUGAACAUGGUGUAAUCAGGGUAAUAAUAUUGGAGCAAGCUUUACUGGGAAACUUACACUUUGACUUGAGGAAACUAUUUAUGUGACAACAAUGUUUUGUGAAUAUGUGAUGUGCACACUCUCAUAUGGAACAUUGAUGAGUAUUAUGAAAUAGUGUGGGCCUUUGGAUGGCCUUGAAGUCAUUUUCAACCUAAAGUUGAAGCUAACAGCUUGAGAAACUUCAUCCUUAAACUUCGUCAGUGUCUUGGGCACUGAAGGUUCCAGAACAAUUCACAAAUCAAAGAUCUUCCCGAAGCGAAAACUUGUCACCAGCACAUUUAUCUACACUUUUUUUUGGACUUAAUUAUUAAGAAAGCUUGUGGAAUAUGGAUUAUUUGGAAGUGACUUCAACUGGAAAACAAGCUUGAACAUACUGUAUGACUUUGGGCACUCCCUUUUGCAGUAUUCAAUAUUUUCCUGAUCAAAACAUCUCUUUGAAAUCUUAAGAGGAAAAUAGCCAUGAGAAUAAAAAUGAGAUGAAUAAUAAUAGAUCUAAAGAAAUUGAUGCACAAAGAAAGUAGAAAGUGAAUUAAAGAAAAAUUAUGUUCUUUUUGUUGGCAGAGGGUUGACCUUAUGAAUUCUUGAAUUUCAAUGUUAUGUACUAGUUUUCAACAAGAUUAUUCAUUGGAGGUCAGGAUUAUAAAAGAUAUGAUACUCUAGGCAUUUUGACAAUUAGGAUAUCAGGCUCUUGUGUCUUAGACAAGGUGUGGGGUGGGAGUUGGAGUCCAAUCUACCGGUAUUCUUUCUGGUCUCAAGUAAUUUUUGUUUUCUUUCAAAUUUUGUAUGUAAGACAUAAUAAUUUUACAUUUUGGAUUGUAGGGCUUUGUCUUUUCAACAUGCAAUGAUAUUUUGUAGGGCCCUGUUCUUUAAGUAUUUGAAUACUAGUAUUCUAUUGUUUUUAUAAUGAAUGGUCUUAGCAGCAGUAGAAAAUCUGCUCUGUGGAUGAUGUGUUCCUGGGUUUCCUGAAGGGAUGGUUUAUCAUUUGCUCCGACAAGGCUCGCUAUGACUACAAGCUUUUAAAUCUGUACUAUUUUUUAGGAUUGAAGGUACAUCUGCUUAGGAAAAAAAACAUGUCAGGAAAGUUUUGUCUAAGGAAGGAUGUUUUAUAUUUUGUUCAUUUUAAGUAAUGUGAUGCACAAUUUUUAAACUUAUAGAAUGCCUUGUGUGUGUUAGCAUGGACCCAUGGUAUUAGUAAGCAGUGGGGUUUAGGGGGGGUACACUCUAUUUUUCUUAUAUGAGCAAAGAAAGGCCAACGGUUUGAUGAAUUUGAGAACAUUUUGAAUUCAUUUUGUCUGACGAUGACACACAGAAAAUCAAGAGAGAGGGAGAAGGGCACCCUCCAUCUUUUUUUUUUCUAAGCAUAAAAAGAGAAUGCACAGAACAUGAUUAUGUGUCAUUGAUCAAAGCUUUGGAGGAAAAUAACUUUCAUCAUCAAGAUGUUGGGCAGUACAUGUAGCUUGGCACCUCAUCAAAAUGGUACCAUCAAUUCAUCCAAAUCGAAGUGUCCAUAUACUACCAAAUAAUUAUAACUUUAAGAAAUUACAUACUAUAUUAUUUUCAAUCAGGAUUUAUUGAAACCUUGACAUGUUUGCUUCAAGGUUUCCCACCUCCCUCUCUCUCUCCCUCUUGCACAAACACACAAUCUCCCCUUUUCAUUCCUACUGUAUUUUGAUAUAAUUUAUUUAUUUUAAUACCUUGAAUGUAGGCAUUUACUGAAGAAUUCUGUCUGGAACACUUUUUAUUAUUUGGAUGCUGUUUUGCAUAAAGUACUAUUCAAUCCUGAUAAUCCAUAAAUCCAUUGUCAUAGAAGAUACUUGUUAAAUUAUAAUUUUGAAAAUUGAAAUGUAUGUGACUGUACUGUUGAACUUGACUUGUGAUAGAUUUCAAAGCAUUCCGUCCUUGUUACCAAUGCCCUAUUGAUGUGAUAACAUGCCGUCCUGUGAAGCAGCUGAGAAGAAAUAAAGAGACAGCCUAUGCUUCAUUAAACUAGAAACAACUUCUUCUCUAUGACCAAUCUACUCUCCACCAAUCAAAUCUAUCGAGAUCAGAAGCUUUUAACAUUAAUCAUUCAUAUUAUUUAUAUAAAGUUUUGUGAGACAAGGCUCACGGUGCUUUGAUUUGAUUUUAGUAUGCAAUGUGUAAAUAAUAAUUUUAUGUAUAUUUUGCAAUAGUGUGAUGUAUGCAUUGAUUAGUAAAACGCCUCUUGGGUUUUUUUUAUCAAAGCAUGAUGUUUUAAUUUGUAAAGUGAAUUUUAUCAAUUUCAAGUGAUAUUUUUUAUAUCUCAAUGUUAGAGGCUGGCUUUAAAAUAUUGAGAUUUUACCCAAAAAAUUAUUUCCACAUGCAAAGCCAUUCAAGACUUGCUGGAGGUUGUAUUUCAUACUGCAUUAAAUUCAGGAAUGCAUCUUAAUAUAUCAAAUUUAUUUUUGUUGUCCUGUGCUGUGAUAUUUGGUUCUUUCUCUUUAAUAGGAAUAUUAUCAUAAGCGGCAUAAUCAGGAACCUACAUGAUAUGCUAUUUAAUUUUAUUACAACAAUGUUUUGUAACAAAGUAGUUGAUAGAAUAUAACAGAUGGAAAUUAAAACUGUUAAAGGAGAAAUAGUAUAUGAUUGACAAAUGAAUUAAUCUUGUUUAGUUGACACUUGAAAACCUGUGGUCAUAUAUGUGUAGACCAAUAUAGUGGAUCAAUGCUCCCUACCCUUAAAAAAAAUUGUGUGUUUAAAUCCAUUUUUAACAAUAAUUGUAUUCAUAUUUAUUUAUUCCUUUUCUUGGAACGGUAUCCAUGUAACAUAUUGAUAGUAUUUAGUAAAAUAUUUUAUCAAGUAGCAUUUUUGUAAUUGAAUUUUCUACUGUAGAAUUUGUUGUCUCCUGAAUGAAUUAUGAAUAUGCAUUUACAAUAUUGUCUCUUCAUAUUUAACAUAAUUAUUUUCAUAAUACCGUCCUUCCCAUACUUUCAGAUCAAGCUCAAAAGCAUUGUUCAUUGUGCCUUUCAUCUCAACUAAGUCAUACGGUGAACAUUCUUUUUCACACGCCUCUGCUACUUUGUGGAAUGCACUUCCUGAUUCCAUGAGAUACCAAAGUAACUUAGAUAAGUUCAAAGUUUCUCUUUUAAGAUAUACUUAUUCAUUUCAACACUUAAAUAAUUUUUUCCAGUAAACUCAGUGUCCAAUAAUGAAUUGUAUGUACAUGUCCGUUUCAUGUCUCCUAGCAAUUUUUUCUUAAUUUAUACUUUUAAUAUACUUUUAGCGUGUAUGGACAUGCAAUCUGCUAUGUGUGAUGCGCUAUAAAUGAACCAAGUAUUAUUAUUACUUACAUGUACUGAUAUAUGUUUAUAGAUAAAUUAGAAUAAAGGUACAUGUAUUUAAACAAAUAACCAUAA